Gordionus sp. m RMFG-2023 is the source of this 1968-nucleotide messenger RNA. RefSeq names its product tubulin gamma-1 chain-like. The record is from RefSeq and is a predicted model, not a curated record. Gene Ontology annotation, cellular component: gamma-tubulin complex; microtubule; spindle. NCBI's taxonomy places the organism in Eukaryota, Metazoa, Nematomorpha, Gordioida, Chordodea, Parachordodidae. Gene Ontology annotation, molecular function: structural constituent of cytoskeleton; GTP binding. The transcript has 11 exons. The coding region runs from base 77 to 1768 and encodes 563 amino acids. Gene Ontology annotation, biological process: mitotic sister chromatid segregation; mitotic cell cycle; meiotic spindle organization.
AUUUUUUCGACAUAUUUAGCAUCUACUCUUAUUCAAAAAGUUACGCUAAAAUCAAAAUUUGAAAAUUCUGAGUCUGAUGCCCCGAGAAAUAAUAACAUUGCAAAUAGGACAAUGUGGAAAUCAGAUUGGUAUGGAAUUUUGGAAGACCCUCUGUUUAGAGCAUGGUAUCAAUUCAGAUGGUAUAUUAGAAAAUUUUGCAACUGAAGGGAUUGACAGAAAAGAUGUUUUCUUUUACCAAGCAGAUGAUCAACAUUAUAUACCAAGGGCCAUUCUUUUAGAUUUGGAACCUAGGGUUAUCAACUCUAUUCUAUCUUCCCCAUUUGCAAAUCUCUAUAACAGAGAAAAUAUAUAUUUAUCUGAACAUGGUGGAGGUGCUGGUAAUAAUUGGGGAAGUGGAUUUUCUCAAGCUGGUCAAAGAAGUGAAGAAAUUUUUGACAUUAUUGAUAGAGAAGCUGAUAACAGUGACAGUUUAGAAGCUUUUGUCAUAUGUCAUUCUAUAGCUGGAGGCACCGGCUCUGGGAUGGGAUCCUAUUUCAUGGAGACCUUGAAUGACAGAUUUCCCAAGAAAAUUUUACAAACUUACUCCGUUUUCCCCAAUCAAGAGGAGAUUAGCGACGUUGUCGUUCAACCUUAUAAUUCUAUCUUAACCUUAAAAAGGUUGACGGAAAACGCGGAUGCCGUGAUAGUGUUAGACAACACCGCCCUAAACCGAAUCGCCACCGAACGUUUGCGCCUAGAAAAGGUUUCCUUCGCCCAGAUAAAUUCCUUCGUCUCUACCAUAAUGGCCGCCAGCACGGCUACCUUAAGAUACCCCGGUUACACCCACAACGAUUUGGCGGGGAUUUUAGCCGGGCUCAUACCUACCCCCACACUCCAUUACCUCAUGACGGGGUACACCCCACUGAAUAUAGCUAUCGAACAGUCAUCCCAAACUCAAACCGUAAAUCAAAAUAUUAACGCGAUGAUGGUCAAUUCACGAUGCGGAAGCGAAAUUACGCAAAAGAAUACUUUUUCUAAUCAAACUUCCUUGACCUCUUCCUCUAUUUCGAAUAAUCCUCCGCCCGUAACGAACGUCAGGAAAACGACCGUACUGGACGUGAUGAGACGUCUAUUGCAACCGAAGAAUAUGAUGGUGUCCACAUCCCACGAUAGGAAUCUCAAACAUUGCUAUGUGUCAAUACUCAAUAUCAUACAGGGGGACAUAGAUUCGACUGAAGUCCACAAGAGUUUGCAAAGGAUAAGGGAACGGCAAAUCGUUCAAUUCGCGCCUUGGGUCCCGGCAUCUAUCCAAGUGGCUCUUUCCAGAAAAUCGCCUUACAUUACGUCAGCUAACAAAGUUAGCGGGUUGAUGUUGGCCAACCAUACUAACGUAUCUUCCUUAUUCGACCGAACCCUCAAACAAUACGACAAACUACGUAAACGGGAAGCGUUUUUGGACAUGUUCCGGAAAGAAGAGAUGUUCAAAAACGACCUAUCCGAACUUGACGAUUCGAGAGCCGUGGUAUUUGAUUUGAUCGAGGAGUACAGAGCUGCUACUACGGAAGAUUAUCAAGAUUCUGGCAUGGGGACCGAAGGAAAUUUCGAACAUGGCGGUGGGGAAGAUGCGGAAUUGGCCGAAUUACUGAGGCUCCUGGGUAAAUCCAGCGAGAAUUCCGAUCACCAAUUUAGCCCUAACAAUCUUGACGAAGAGUUGGAAAUCACUUAUGAUAAAGGUGCCGACGAGGAAAAAUCACCGAACGACGCGGAAGGAUACAAUGUCAGUGAAUAACUAAUAAAAGGAAAAAAAUUUUGACGCAAACAAAAAUGCUCAUUUUAAAUUAUCGAUUUUAUAGUUAUAUAGUAUGGUAUAAAUUAUUAAAUCGUAUUUUAUAAAAUGACAUAUAAUAUUACCAUAAACUAACGGUGCAUUCAUAAUAAUGCAUUUGAAAGCGUCAGUUGAAUGCAAAUCAGCUGGACCCGCCAUUUUGG